UGGAUUGACUUAUCUAUGACGUGGAAUGUUUUAAUUUGUUUAAGCCGUGGUACUGUUGAAUGUCGCUGUCUUAAAGAUUUAUUACAAAGUAGUAAUUAGACAUGGUAUCAAUAAACUGUCAGUUGAGGUGAAAACCGUAAAAGUAAAAAAAACUCUUACUUUGACAACUAUAUUUGAAAAUUCAAAAUUUAAGGUCUAGUUUGACAUCUCAGCACUCCCGUCAUGAGCAUUUUGCUCACAGGACACUACAGUCUAAUCGAAACUCUGAAAUAGGAGACAUUCUCGAAAGUUGCUGCAAAUUUGGUUGAAGAUCUAUGAUUUUACCCACAAAUUUCCAAAAUAAAAGUUAUCACCCCAGGGCUUGAUGAGAAAAAAAAAACAGAUUUUUCGCAAAUAUUUCAUAAACAACAAAAAAUUUGUAAAAACCUUUCAAACAUAUCUUGAAAGGAAAAAAAAUUGACAUAUAAAAGUAUAAGAAAAUUUUUUAAAUCUAUAAAAAGUAACAAUAGAUUUUUGAAAUUUCGAAGCUUAAAUUUUUUGAAUUUUUACAAGGAUGCGCUACUAAAGUAGAAAAAAAUGUGGACAAGCUGUGGUAUGGCGAUACUUUAUUGAAAAAAUAAAUGGAUCUUUACUUACAUCUUCAACAUCAGAAAGAUCAAAGUUUUUAAAAAGAAUGAUAAUUUAAAAUGACAGAUAAUAGCACAGCAACAGCAUCAUCAUUUUUUUUCAUUAUCGAUUUCCUAGAAAAAAGAUUUAUCAAUAGUCCAAUUGGGAGAGAAAGUAAUGGAGAUGAAACAAACUACUCAACGACGACAGAAAGAUUCUAAUCAAUCCAACGGUAUUCAGCGGACAUCAAAAAAGAACCACCCCACAGCAGAUGCACGUUCAAAAGCUGCUGAAACAAAUGAUAAGAAAAUUACAAUAGAUGCUGACAGUUUAACGAUAUGGCAUCAUCCUAUCACGACUUUUAGCUACUUUAUACAAGAAUUAAUUCUUAACUGUAUUAAUUUAACUAAAGAAAUAUUGAGGUACAAAAAGACUGUAUGGGGUGUUGUAUUCUUAGUUGCAUUUUUUAUCACUCUCAGGUCUUCUUCAGGUCCUCACCAACAAGUAUUAAAAGUUUGGGAAAACAUUCUAUUAUGGUGGCUGUAUUGGGUCGGACUUGGCGUACUGUCAAGUGUGGGUUUGGGAACAGGCUUACACACAUUCGUGCUCUAUCUGGGUCCUCAUAUAGCAGCCGUUACAAUGGCUGCAUAUGAAUGUGGAGGCUUAAACUUUCCAGAGCCACCUUACCCUGAUUCUAUCAUAUGCCCUACAGUUGUAGAUCAAGCUUGGGCCGCAAGUAUUUUUAAUAUAAUGAGAAAAGUACGCGUAGAAGCAAUGCUCUGGGGUGCCGGUACGGCUUUAGGCGAAUUGCCACCAUAUUUCAUGGCUAGAGCUGCAAGAAACAGCGGAAAAUUUGAUAAAAGUGAUGAGUAUGACCAAGAAGAUCUCAAAGAAUUGAAGGCACUUGAAGCACUUGAAAGUGGAGAGAAUGUUCCCCUAAUAAUGCGACUUAAAUUAGCCAUGAAACAUUUCGUUCAAAAAGCCGGAUUUUUCGGAAUUCUUGCUUGUGCUUCAAUACCAAAUCCGUUAUUCGAUCUUGCUGGUCUUACUUGUGGCCAUUAUCGUAUUCCUUUCUGGACAUUUUUUGGAGCGACCCUUAUUGGCAAAGCUAUCAUCAAAAUGCAUGUACAACAAUUGGCAGUUAUUAUUGCCUUCAAUGAAGAACUAUUGGAUAAAGCCAUUGGGUUAUUAGCCGUUGUACCAUAUUUUGGCAAUAAAUUUCAAGAACCAUUGAAGAAAUACUUGGUUGAACAAAAAAAUAAACUUCACAACAGUUCUAGUGUGGAUAGUACUACAACUAUAUCAUGGCUAUUUGACAAAUUCGUAAUCUUAAUGGUGUGCUACUUUCUUAUAACGAUAAUUCAUGCUUUGGCGCGCAAUCAUCAUCGCAGGCGAACUAAAUCGUGUGUUGAUUGAAAUAACUGAAGUUUUAAAUUGGUGAAUUGCGUGUUAUUAUAAAAAAUUAAUACGAUAGCAGCUAAAAAUAUUUAUACAAGAUGUUUUUUGUACAUUGGAGUUAUACUGAAAUAAGUGUGAAUCGAUGAAGUGUCAAUGUAAAUAUGUAUAAUCAAUUAAUACGCUCUUUUAAAAAGAGAAUAUUAGAUAAUAAUUUUUGCAUAAAAUAAAUUAAAAAAUUUUACUGUUUCUCUUUUUAAUGAUAUUUAUAAUUGUUUUAUGAUUAUAAAUUCAAUAUUGUGUAUUAUACUAAAUUUGACAUGAAGAUUUCGAAACAACAUCCAUUUUUGGAGACCAAAUAAUUGAAUAAAAAUAAACAGCCCACACACUUCGAAUUUUGAUUUUAAAUUUAUUAUUUUACCUGUUAAUUUAAAUAAAAUAUCAUUUUAUUUUAUAUUAUUAAUUAAUCAUCACCAUGACCAAAUAUAUUUAAGGGGCCAACGCAAUAAUUUGAAAAUUACGAAACUUAAUAAUUGUUCAUUCAUAGUCUUGGUAAAAAAAGAAAAAACGAUAGUAUUCUGAAAAACCAAAACAUAAAUUUUAUUUGAUGUAUAAAAUAUUCCUCAGUUGAAUUUGCAUUUUAAAAAACUGGAUUGAAUAAAAAUAUAAAAAACUAA
This is a messenger RNA of Microplitis demolitor, 2678 nucleotides long. It is a transcript of the gene Tango5, whose product is annotated as vacuole membrane protein 1. The transcript is spliced from 5 exons. The record is from RefSeq and is a predicted model, not a curated record. Bases 784 to 2022 code for a protein of 412 amino acids. Lineage: Eukaryota; Metazoa; Arthropoda; Insecta; Hymenoptera; Braconidae.